Messenger RNA from Pyricularia grisea, 1032 nucleotides. RefSeq lists its product as uncharacterized. The record is from RefSeq and is a predicted model, not a curated record. Lineage: Eukaryota; Fungi; Ascomycota; Sordariomycetes; Magnaporthales; Pyriculariaceae. Gene Ontology annotation, biological process: L-threonine catabolic process; L-serine catabolic process. Gene Ontology annotation, molecular function: L-serine ammonia-lyase activity; pyridoxal phosphate binding; threonine deaminase activity. The coding region runs from base 1 to 1032 and encodes 343 amino acids. The transcript is spliced from 2 exons.
AUGGGAUCCUACUCAGCAGAGCCUGUGAAGCCAUGGGUUGAGACGCCAUGCUUGUAUUCUCCCCAAGUCUCACGCGCAGCUGGCUGUAACAUUUACCUCAAACUAGACAACCUCCAGCCCUCGGGCUCGUUCAAGUCUCGGGGUAUUGGCAACAUGAUGCAGCGCGCCAUAGCCCUCACGCCUAGGGACGACGUACACUUCUAUUGCGCAUCAGGCGGCAACGCAGGUCUGGCGUGUGCCACAUCUGCCGCGUCGCUCGGCAAGCCCGCCACCAUCGUAGUACCCGUCAAGACCCCACAACACAUGGUCGAGAAGCUCGAAUCCCUAGGAGCCGAAGUCCUUCGCCGGGGCGGCAGCAUCGCCGAGGCAGACGCGUACCUCAAGUCGCAGCUGCUGAUCAACGAUCCGAACGGCGUCUACGUCUCGCCGUUUGACCACCCUGACAUAUGGGAGGGCGCCUCGAGCAUCGUCGACGAGAUCACGACCCAGAUGAGGCUGCAGCCGGGAGGGCCCAAGGAGGCCGACGGCAUCGUGUGCAACGUCGGAGGUGGCGGUCUUAUGAUCGGCAUCAUGGACGGGCUGGACCGCAUCUACUGCGGCCGCCCGCAGCAGCCCCGGGUGCUGGCCGUCGAGACGCGGGGAGCUGAGAGCCUUGACGCCAGUAUCCGCGCCGGCGAGCUCGUGACGCUGCCCAAAAUCACGUCCAUCUGCUCGUCGCUGGGUGUGGCCAGGGUGGCGCCCCGCGCGUACGAGUGGACCAAGGCCGCGGCGGGCCAGCUCGUCACGACUGUGGUGGACGACGCGGACGCCGUCAUGGGGUCCGUCAAGUUCCUGGACGACGCGAGGCUUCUCGUUGAGGUGGCCUGCGGCGCUACGAUCUCGGUCGUGUAUAACGGCCAGCUGAGGCAGAAGCUGGGCAAGGGCCUCAGCGACGCCGAGUGGGCCGAGAAGAACAUAGUCCUGGUGGUGUGUGGUGGCUCACACACCACGCUCGAGGCGCUCUUGAGGUACAAGGAAGAGUUUGGAGUAUAA